This is a messenger RNA of Panicum virgatum (switchgrass), 732 nucleotides long. RefSeq lists its product as uncharacterized. Gene Ontology annotation, biological process: DNA integration. The transcript has 2 exons. Gene Ontology annotation, molecular function: nucleic acid binding. Bases 1 to 732 code for a protein of 243 amino acids. NCBI's taxonomy places the organism in Eukaryota, Viridiplantae, Streptophyta, Magnoliopsida, Poales, Poaceae. The record is from RefSeq and is a predicted model, not a curated record.
AUGAUUGGUCCCUUGCCAACAGCGCCAGGAGGAUUCAACAGAGUUCUAGUGGCCAUCGACAAGUUCACCAAGUGGAUCGAGGUCAAGCUUGUUACCUGCCCCAAGGUUGACAUGGUACUCGACUCCUUGGACGAAAUUGUGCAUCGCUACGGGUUCCCCAAUCGCAUCAUCACAGACCUGGGUUCCAAUUGCAACAACCACAGGUUCUGGAGUUACUGUGAGGACAGCGGGAUCGAUGUUCGGUACAUCUCCGUCGCUCACCCGCGGGCCAAUGGUCAGGUUGAGCGCGCCAACGAGAUGAUACUUAACACCCUGAAGAAGCGGCUGCACGACAUCUCCAACACUAAGGGUGCUAUACUCCCCGUCGACGUCAUGUGGAAGUCUCUAGCAGUCGAUCAGUACGAGGAAGGUGCCGCGGAAGAAGUCAGGCGGGUCGACAUUGACAACUUUGAAGAAGAAUACUGCACCGCACUUGUCCAAUCGGCCAGAUACCUCGAGGGUAUUCGUCGCUACCACGAUCGCAACAUCAAGGAACGCUCCUUCAACGUCGGCGACCUGGUUCUCCGCCGUAUCCAGAACACGGUAGGGCUCCACAAGCUCAACUCACCAUGGGAAGGACCAUACACAGUCGCCAAAGUCACUGGCCCUGGCUUGUAUCGGCUCCAAACUCUUGACAGUGACGCCAUCGACAACUCAUGGAUCAUCGAGAAGCUUUGUCGAUUCUACCCGUAG